Fusarium graminearum PH-1 is the source of this 2604-nucleotide messenger RNA. RefSeq lists its product as uncharacterized. The record is from RefSeq and is a predicted model, not a curated record. Gene Ontology annotation, biological process: carbohydrate metabolic process. The coding region runs from base 1 to 2604 and encodes 867 amino acids. The transcript has a single exon. NCBI's taxonomy places the organism in Eukaryota, Fungi, Ascomycota, Sordariomycetes, Hypocreales, Nectriaceae.
AUGUCCUUGACAAUUUCCCGAGUCUCAUUUGAGCAUUACCGUACAGCCCUCGGGAUUGCCGAGACUGAACCACGGAUCUCUUGGAGAUUCGAUGGUGACGUUACGAACUGGGAACAGAGCUCAUACGACAUUGAGGUUACUCGGAGUGUUAACGAUGAGCCUAAAUCCUUUUCUUUCAAUUCUUCCGAAUCACUUUACCUUCCUUGGCCGGAUACGCCCCUAGACGAAGCCGAACUUGCACACCUUAGGGUUCGCGCGCAUGGUCUUGCUACAAGUGACCAACCCUCAACACCCUGGUCCGAUUGGGUGUCUGUCGAAACAGGUCUCUCCAAGAAAGGUUGGGAGAAUGUAAAACCCAUUGCUUCAACCAUCAAGGUCAACGUGAGCGAGCCGAAAAGGCCCGUAUACUUCAGGAAGGACUUCGUAGUACCUGAUAGUUUCGAAUCCGCGAGGCUUUAUAUCACCGCUUUGGGUAUUUAUGAAGCCGAGAUUAACGGCAAGCGAGUCGGAGACCACGUCUUGGCUCCAGGAUGGCAGUCGUACCAUCACCGUCACGUCUAUGACACAUAUGACGUUACCGACCUUAUUACUCCUGGCGCGAAUGCGAUUGGAGCACUAGUUGGUGAAGGAUGGUAUGUCGGCCGCUUAGGGUUUGACGGAGGACAACGAAAUAUCUACGGGAACUCGACAGGUCUCUUGGCGCAACUUCACAUCAAGUCGAAGAAUGGCACUGUAUUCAAGGUUUAUACCGACACGACCUGGAAGUCAGGAUUCGGACCAGUUGUUAACGGAGAGAUUUAUGAUGGAGAAUACUAUGACGGUAAUCUUGAGUCUGAUAUUGAAGGAUGGUCAGAGCCCGGAUUCGACGAUGCAUCCUGGCAUGACACUCGUAUUCUUCCUGCAGUCCACGAGGUACUUGUCCCCCCGGAUCAACCUCCUACCCGACGAAUUCAAGAGGUAAAACCAAAAGAGUUCUUUGCGUCACCAUCUGGGAAGCAGCUUGUCGACUUUGGCCAAAAUCUGGUCGGCUGGCUACGAUUAAAGGUUGACGGGCCUGCAAACACAACUAUUACAUUGAGGCAUGCAGAAGUUUUAGAAGACGGGGAACUGGCUCUCCGACCGCUUCGAAAAGCCAAGGCCACAGACAUAGUUAAGCUAGGCGGACAGGGCCUACUUGAGUGGGAGCCAAAGUUUACUUUUCACGGCUUCCGCUAUGCUCAGAUUGAUGGAUGGCCUGAGGAGACACCGUUGGAUGAGAACAGUGUUACGGCGAUUGUUGUCCAUACUGAUAUGGAGGAAACGGGGUACUUCAACUGUUCACAUGAACUGUUAAACAAAUUCCACUCCAACGUUCGCUGGUCGAUGAAGGGCAACUUUCUUUCUAUUCCCACAGAUUGUCCUCAGCGUGAUGAGCGUCUUGGAUGGACUGGAGACGCCCAUGCUUUUUGUCCGACAUCCAACUAUCUCUUCGACACAGCAUCAUUCUGGAAGAGUUGGCACAGGGAUGUGUGGUCUGAAAUGUCGAUUAAUGACACCAUGGUUGCCCCGUUCUACGUCCCUACCGUUCCCUCGGCAUUUGGUACGGUACCAAUUCCUGCUUCAGUAUGGGGAGACGUCGUAGUCUCCAAUCCAUGGAACAUUUAUCAAGCCUUUGGCGACAAGGGACUUUUACAGGAACAUCUUCCUCAGGCCCAAGGCUGGAUAGAUCGAGGAAUUUCCAGGAAUGAGGUUGGCCUAUGGAAUCGCAGCACGUUCCAGUUUGGAGAUUGGCUAGACCCCCUUGCCCCAUCUGACAAUCCCGGUAGUGCAACGACUAGCCAAUAUUUGGUGUCAGAUGCGUACUUGGUUAAGAUGACUGAGAUCCUCACACAAAUUGUUACUGCGCUUGGGAAGUCGGAUCUGGCUGACAAAUACGAGGCACAACAAUUGGACCUCAAGGACGAGUUUCAGAAAGCUUGGGCACCAGAUGGGAAGUUAUCAAAUAGGACUCAAACUGCUUACGCAUUGUCCGUGGGAUUUAGUCUAUUCAAGGAUGAAGGACAGAGACACAAGGCAGCGGAAACAUUGCGCGAGAUUAUUCGGGAGAACGACUAUCUUGUCGGCACUGGAUUCGCAGGUACGUCACCUCUCGGCUUCGCUUUAAAGGAUGCCAAUGCCACGGACGAUUUCUACCGAAUGCUCCUUCAAGAAAAGGUCCCGUCAUGGUUGUAUCAAGUCGUCAUGGGUGGCACAACGACCUGGGAAAGAUGGGAUAGUCUCUUGCCGAAUGGAACAGUUAAUCCGGGCGAGAUGACCAGUUUCAAUCAUUACUCUUUUGGGUCUGUUGCCAAUUGGAUGCAUCAAGUCAUUGGGGGGAUCGCGCCCCUCGAGCCAGGAUACAAGGCAAUCUCCAUUGCGCCUAUUCCAGGAGGUAACAUUACAUAUGCAAGCGCGAGGCUUGUUACUGGAUAUGGUACAGUUUCGACGGAUUGGAGGUUGACGGAUGCGGGAUUCCAUUUGAAAGUGAGAAUUCCACCCAACACCAAGGCUGAGAUCAACCUGCCUGGGACAGAUAAGACGGAAAUUGUUGGAUCUGGAUUAUAUGAGUUUCACCAAUUGACUUGA